Messenger RNA from Clunio marinus, 228 nucleotides. The record is from the annotation of a GenBank genome assembly. NCBI's taxonomy places the organism in Eukaryota, Metazoa, Arthropoda, Insecta, Diptera, Chironomidae.
AUGACAUUCAAAACCUUGAUCAGAAUUUAUGAACAUAUAUCUAAGUUAAUUACUUACUCUAGAAGUGAUACUAAUAUAGAAUUGACAAUUUCUUCUACUGCUAUACGUAAUGCAAUCAUUGUUAUAUUGGAAGAAGAAAAACAAGGUUUGGACCAAAAAUCUAAGAUGAAGUUGUUUGGUAGGUUUGAUUUUUUGUAUUUUCCAGAAAUUAGUACAAACAACAUUUAG